Messenger RNA from Erigeron canadensis, 1340 nucleotides. RefSeq names its product F-box/kelch-repeat protein At3g06240-like. The record is from RefSeq and is a predicted model, not a curated record. The transcript has a single exon. Lineage: Eukaryota; Viridiplantae; Streptophyta; Magnoliopsida; Asterales; Asteraceae. Bases 1 to 1197 code for a protein of 398 amino acids. Gene Ontology annotation, molecular function: protein binding.
AUGAGUAGUUGUUCAUCCACAAGUAUUAAGCGUGUAAGAAAAAAGCCUUUAUUAUCAUCAGCAACUAAUAAUAAUAUUAAUAUCCCUGAGGAUGUGUUAUUAAGCUACAUAUUCAUUCGAUUACGGGCUAAACAGCUCGCUCAAAUGAGGACCCUCUCUAAAACCUGGAAUGCCCUCUUGUCCCAUCCUUCCUUUAUCCAAUCUCAUCUCGACCGUUCAAUCAAUACCAACGACGAAAUUCUUAUGGUCUUUUACAAUGGAGUUUUUUCACAACACAAACCAUUUACCGCCCACCCCUCUCGAUCUCCUAGUGAAGACCUCGCUUAUCUAAUCAAACCCCCACCUGGACCUGGAUACAAUGUUGUUAUUGGUUCCGUUAAUGGCUUGAUAUGCUUUGCUGAUUACAUAAUCCAUCGUCGUUCCUUUCGCAUCUGGAACCCCUCUAUCUCAGCCUUAAUAGCUCUCCCACCAUAUACUAUAAGUGAAGACUACCCCAAAGAUGCUUGCAGUUUUCGGUUUGGAUUUGAUCCCAAAACUAGUGAUUAUAAACUUGUUAAGAUUGCAUACCGCUUUGAUAGACAUGUUCUGAUUGAAAAGUAUUUUCCCGUAGAGGUGUAUAGUAUGCGAAAAGAUUCAUGGGAAUUCAUAACAGCAAAGUUUCCAUCCCAUAUUAGAUAUAUUCACGAACCCCCCAACGAAGCGUAUGUGGAUGGAUAUGAUGGCCAUGUUCAUUGGCUUUGUUCUAUUGAUACGGAUAAGACACUUCAAACCAUAAUGGCAUAUGAUCUGAAUCUUGAAACUUUUAGUGAGAUAUUGCUUCCAGACUCUAUACAAAGGAAUAGAAACCGGAGUCGAAGAAAUGCUUUGGGAGUUUGGUCCCGAAAGCUUUGUGUGAUUUCCUGCAACUACCAAGAUGGUGAUUGUGAGGUGUGGGUGAUGGAUAAGUGUAAGGUGGCUGGUUCUUGGAUAAAACUACAUGUGUUAUCCGGGUUUAGUGGUGAUAUUGUUCCGAUUGGAUUCACUUUGAACAGUAAGUUCCUUUUCAGACAUGAUGAUAAUCUUGCUCUGUACGAUCCAAAUGCAUCCGCAUCUAAACAUUUUAAGGCUAUCAGACCAGUUGAAUCACCAACCAAAGUUGCUCAGUAUAUUGACAGUCUUGUUUGGCCCGUAUCGUCACGCAAGGGGCUGGGGCCUUAACAACGUCGACAAAGGCCACUGAGGAUGAUUAUGUAUUUUUCUUGUUUAAGGGACCUCUGUAGAACAGAAAUCCUCAAGGUUUUACAUGUAUUUUUCUUUUCUGGUAUUCUAAAAUAAUUCUAGUUUCUUUAUUUCCGUUUAGU